AGUGGAGAAAAAAAAAAAAGAAAAAGAAAUUAUCCGUGCUUGGCAUCUCUUCACCAUUCCAAAUUUCGAAAUCGAGCGUUCCAAUUUACCAGAAGCAAGUCCUCUGCUUCUACAUCGUAUCCAGCAACUUGUAACCCUAAUCUCUCUACUCCCUAGGGUUACUGCAGACUAAUUACCUAAUGCAACUUCCAUUCACAAUUUACAAAUGAACAGAGAUCACCAGUCCCAUUCCCAUUGCGGUGGUUGCGGAGGAGACAGGCGCUGGGUCCUCCACAACGUCCGCCACAGAGCCGCUUAUCGUCGCCUGUGCACCAAUUGCAUCCUCAAAACCCACCAGGGUCUCUUCUGCCCCUUCUGCUUUCAAGUGUACGAGGAGUCUCUUCCUCCUAAGGACCGCCUCAUGUGUCUCAAAUGCCCUUCUAUUUCUCACCUCUCCUGCGUUCCUUGCUCUCACCCACAUUCAACUCCUUCAUUUCUCUGUCCCGCUUGCUCCAUUCCUAAUUUCUCCUUCUUUAACCUCGACUCUUCCUCCUCCUCCGGUAAUAACAGUGGGAAGCCCAUUGAUAAGGACUCCGCCAGAGCACUCGUUGCUGCUGCCAAAAUUGCCGCUGUCUCCAUGACGAAAGCCGCAGCUGUGGCUAGGGUUGAAGCGGAGAGGAGAGUGAAGGAGGCUACUUUGGCUAAGAAGAGAGCAAGAGAAGCUCUGGAAAGACUCGCCUUCUUGGCUGCUAAAGAGAAACAAAACAAAGUAGCCGUUAAAGAGUCUGUUCAGCAGCAGCAUAAAGUUAGCAAUAAUAGCAACAAGCGAAUUCAGGCUGAUGGAAUGAUCCGUAAGGAGCAAUCAAGAAAUGGUGCUCUGCAAGGAGAAAAGGGGAGUGAUGGGAUCUGUUCUGUUUCUCCCAUUGUUAAUGUUAGUGCAUCUGCAGGACAGUUGAAACGCUAGUAAGGGAUCUUGGCUAUAGACAAGUGAUGCAUUGGUAAUCUACUUGGGGCUCCUCUUUGUUUUUUGUUAUUGUCAAGAUGAUUUUUCUUUUUCUGGAUAGUCUUGUAAAAAUGUUUUUCACUUUAGCAUAGGAUGUCUUGUAGGUAAUGGUACUGCUAUUGACUAGUAGUCAAUCUGUAUUUUCUCAAGCCCAUCUCUUUCUCUGUACCUGUUGUUCUAGAUUUCUAUAUGAAUUUAUUUUCAUUGAAUCA
Messenger RNA from Manihot esculenta (cassava), 1194 nucleotides. RefSeq lists its product as uncharacterized. The record is from RefSeq and is a predicted model, not a curated record. NCBI's taxonomy places the organism in Eukaryota, Viridiplantae, Streptophyta, Magnoliopsida, Malpighiales, Euphorbiaceae. The coding region runs from base 206 to 943 and encodes 245 amino acids. The transcript has a single exon.